UCUCUCUGUUUCUACCAAGGUCGUCACAAGUCACAAUGGAUAUUGUGAAGUCGAUAUUAGAAAAGGAUGAAGGAAAAGAAGAUUUAAGUAAAUCCACGGAGGUAAACAUGGAAUUCGAUAUCGAUCUGGGAACUCUGCUCAUGUCCGAUUAUAACGCUUUGGAUGCAAAGGCUCUCAAGUCACAAUCAAAUUCAUACUUGAAAAACCUAACGAGAGACAACGUACAGCUGCUGAUCAAUAAGAUCUGGGAGUUGCCGAUAGAACGAGUGGACGAAGCUAUAGUGGCUAAGUUACCCAAACCUGACUAUGUAUUGCCACGCUCACGUGUUAUUCCGAAACCCAAGCCUUUGACAAAGUGGCAGCAAUUUGCCAAAGAGAAGGGAAUUCGAACUAAAAAGAAGGGUAAAUCCAAACUGAAGUGGGACGAAAUAUUGAAGAAAUGGAUUCCAACACACGGUUACAAACGAGCAACGGCUGAGGAACAGAAGGAAUGGUUAAUAGAGGCCAAGGAUAAUUCGACUGAUGAUCCAUUUGCUAAAGUUAAAACAGCUAAACAGGAAAGGCAAUCCAAAAACGAAUUGCAAAGACUUCGCAAUAUAGCCAAGUCAAAAAAUAUUAAAUUACCAAGCGUUGGUUUACCUACCAGAGAACACUUUUCGAGUUCUCAACAGCUUUCUAAAGCUGCAACUGUAGCGCAUACAUCUACUGCGUCUAUUGGAAAAUUCCAGUCUAGGAUACAGCAGCCCAUAAAAAUUAAUAAAAAGAGGAAGGGCGCAUUAAAAACCAAAACCAGUAAAUCUGCUAAAAAGCCGAAGGCGGGUAAAGGCAAGCGGGAUUUGCACAAGAAGGUUGGCGGUAGAAAGCGAAGAUAAAUUGACAUGUCUGUAACAAUAUCUGUAAUAAAAUUA
Molecule: messenger RNA, 908 nt
Organism: Cyphomyrmex costatus
Lineage: Eukaryota; Metazoa; Arthropoda; Insecta; Hymenoptera; Formicidae
Product: ribosome biogenesis regulatory protein homolog
Exons: 4
Coding region: 36-872 (278 amino acids)
Biological process (GO): ribosome biogenesis
Cellular component (GO): nucleus
Molecular function (GO): protein binding
Source: RefSeq, a predicted model, not a curated record